Messenger RNA from Girardinichthys multiradiatus, 4466 nucleotides. It is a transcript of the gene ccdc85cb, whose product is annotated as coiled-coil domain containing 85C, b. Gene Ontology annotation, cellular component: apical junction complex. The transcript has 7 exons. The coding region runs from base 741 to 1961 and encodes 406 amino acids. Lineage: Eukaryota; Metazoa; Chordata; Actinopteri; Cyprinodontiformes; Goodeidae. The record is from RefSeq and is a predicted model, not a curated record.
UUUUCAUCUACCUGCUGUCUGUCUCUCUCCUCCGUCUUGAUUGGCCCUCUGGAGCCAAAUCGUUUUGAAUGAUUUCAAACCAGAAGACUUUGGACACAGAGGAGGAAGAGGAGGGAGGUGUUCCCUGGAAAGUGGGCAGGGUGAAAGAGGCUGAGACCUCUCAGUCCACCGAGCGCACCAUCUCAUGACAGAGUUUUUAUCCGCGGAGGAACGCUGCAGCUGACGGCUAACCGCGUACGGGCGGUGGGAUGGGGAAAGAAACGGACUGAGUUCGCUUUAACGCUCGCUGAUUUGGGCUAAAUCUCAACGUGUUUUAUUAUUAUUAUUUUUGUCCUAUCACUUGUGUGGAGUGAUGUCCAGCGAGGAUGGUGUCUAAACUGUGGGAUGCGGUGUGCUGACUGGACUCGUCGCUUGAGACUAAUAGGACCAGACUGGGAAUUCCUCGGAAUCUAUAUCUGAACGUAAACAGUAAUUACUGGAGAAAUGUGAGUAACAAGUUGUUUCUGAGGUACAGUAAGGCUUUUAUGUACCAGAUCAGAGGGGUUGGAGGGCAUUCAGCUCAUGCACAGGGUGCCAUAGCAUCACAUUAAUAUUUUCAUUAUUAGAACCAACAACAUUUUCACAUUUUGGACAAUGUGUUCGUUUUUCAACAUCCUUCCUCAGCUCAGGUUGGGUUAAUUAAGGUUCUCGCAGUAAAUUUCGAGCCACAGUAUUCACAAACUGAGAUUCAGAUUAUAGCCAUGGCUAAAAAUUCCUCUGAGGGGGCUAAGGAUGACCUGAGCCAGCUGACGGAGGAGGACCUGCUGCGGUGCAGCAAGGAGGAGCUGGUGAGGAAAUUAAGGAGGGUCGACAGCGAGAAAAUGAACUUGAUGAUUGAGCAUGGCAACAUGAUGAAAGACAUCAACCGGCGGCUGCAGUUGCACCUGCACGAGAUCAGGAAUCUGAAGGAGGUCAACCAGAAGCUGCAGGACGACAACCAUGAGCUCCGGGAGCUCUGCUGCUUCCUGGACGACGACAGGCAGAAAGGCAAGAAGCUGUCCCGGGAGUGGCAGUGCUUCGGCCGCUACACUGCCAGUGCUAUGUGGAAGGAGGUGGGUGCCUACAUGAUGAAGCUCAAGGAACUGGAGGCCAACCAGGAGAGCGUGCUGAAGGAGAACUCCGAACUAAAGGAGAUCAUCCUCAUGCUGGACGAGGAGAGGAACGGGGCAGGCUCCAGGAGCUCCAUUGACAGCCAGUCUAGCCUCAGCAACCUGAACGGGGGUGCUGGGACGGUCAGGGAUGUUGGAGACGGGAGCAGCACGUCUAGUACGGGGAGCGCCGGCAGCCCGGAUCACCACAAUCACAACCACGUACACAAACCCUCAGAAAACAGUAAGAUGCCCACUAUGAGGAGGUCAAUGGAUGAUCUGUCAGCACUGCAUCAUCACAGGAGCAUCCCCAAUGGACUCAAUGAUUCCCCCUCCAACUACAUCAGGCAGCUGGAGACGAAGGUCCGGAUACUGGAGGACGAUAACAAUGAGCUCCUCUCUCAGGCCUAUAAUCGCUAUAGUUUAUCGCAGAUACAGAUGAAAAAGCAGAGCAACCCAGGUGACCUCCGAGCCCUGAGGAAGGGAAUGACUCUGUACCACUCCGAGUCCCAGCUGUCCUCACUGCCCCAGCGCCAGGAGGCCAUGCACAUGGGCACAAACCGUCUUCCAACCAGCGAAUCGUCUCCUGCCACCGGCUACCUGUCCUGUGUCCAGAAGCCAGAGGCAGUGGUGCAUGCAAUGAAGGUUCUAGAGGUCCACGAGAAUUUGGACAAACAGCCUCCUGAAGACUACGAGGACGAUCUCAGUGAGAAAGAGAAGGCCAUCGUACGAGAGAUGUGCAACGUGGUGUGGAGAAAACUGGGUGAUGCUGCAGGAUCAAAGAUGUCCAUCAGGCAGCACCUCUCUGGGAACCAGUUCAAGGGCCCACUGUAGCAAGGCAGCUGGUGCCCCAACUCAUCAGUAUCCACAGUACCUACCCUCAACCUGGGAAAGCGUCACCUUACUAUCUACCUACACGGCCCAUCAUGCUGUGCCGAUGGCGCUCGGCUUCCCUGCAGCAAACACUCUCUUUAGGACCACUAUGAUGGCUACAGAAUGAACUAUGUAGUCUGUUAUUUACAUGCACACUCGAAAUAUACACGUUUCUUAACUGUCAAUGGUGAAGUUGAGUAAUGGCAGCUAGUUGGGCCACUUUUCGUCAGCCACAAACACACACUUGCUUUUAGCUUGUUUUUCAAGAGCAUAGCUGUGCUCUUAUGAGCCAGCAGUGCAACAUGGUUUCAAGCACAGACCCGACAAUGCCGCAGAAACUGAGAACUCCCAGCAUGUUAGGGGCCAAAAGGUCUACAAUGCAACAAAUAAAUAAUUUGGCAAAUAAAUAUAUAGGUGAUACUUGAAAUAAAAAGAUUUUCAUAAUUAUCAAUAUUUAUAUGAAUGUUUCAAUAGCAUAUUAAAUACAAAAUUAAACAAUUAAAUGAACAAUUAAAGAAUUUGUCAAAAUUAUUGAAGUAUUUAUUUUAGGAUUUCAUUUUUCUGUGCUACAGUCCAUUAUGAAAUAAUUUAAACUAAAGGAGGACCAAGAAACUGAACUCAAAAUGUCCUGCAGACAAGACCAUGAAAAAAACUGAAUAAAUAUUGUAUUAAUUACUUAGGCUUUUAAUAGGCAUAGAAUUAAAAUUUUAAUGGAUAAUUUCCACCUUUAUAUACUUAAUUUUGUAUUUUAUCAAUUAUUUUAGCAUUUAUAUAAUUAUAAAUACAUUCAUUUCAUUAAUGUAUGUAUUUCCAGUUAUCAUGCAAUAUUUACUUAACAAUCUAAUUAUUUAUUGAAUUUUGGCACUUUUUUUCCUCAAUACAUGCUGAGGGAAUGUUAGAGCAACAGUGUGGCUGAAUUUUCAGAUAACUUUUGAUAGUACCCCCUAUAGAAACCCUAUCUCCAGUUACAUGUACCCUUCCACCCCUUAAUGGUCAACAAGUAUAAUUAGGAUUAGCAUUCUAAAACGUUAACUGAAGUGAAACCCACUGUGAUCUAGCGCCUUUUGCCUGUGAGACAAGUCUAUGAAUAACUACGUCUAGGGAUCACUGUUAACUUGUGUACAAUGUGUAUAAAACCAUAGCACUACUUCAUGGUUUCUGUUGAAUUGACUUUUUCUCUGUUUUGUACAUUAGUGUGGCCAUAUGAUCAAAAUGUUCUGCUUUGAAAGCACACAGAGUUGGACCUUCCACAGGGUUUGCUUUCAGUAUUAACUGUUUAUUAUUAUUAUUACUAUCACAAUUGUUUUCCAGAUGAACCUUUAUUAUACCUUUUUGAUGUAAUCUCUGAAAAUGUCCUGAGGCCAUUUGGAUUCCACAAAUGAUUUUAUUACUUAGUGAAACAAGCUAAAACUUGUAUGCUGUGUGCAUGUCAGACAAUCAUUUACUCAGGUUGGGAGGGCGAAAGCUUUACUGUCACCAAUCUCUGAGCGUGUGUGUGUGUGUGUGUGGGGAUGUGUGUGUGGAUGUGCGUGCGUGUGUUAAUGAAGACAGGAUAGUUUUCUUUCAGCUGUAGCAUCAGGUUACAAAACGAGUAGUGAAUGCAUUUUCUGAAUCCAUGUAAGAACUUUCCAACUGCAAUAAGAUUUUGAACAUCUAACAGUAGGUCCACUAUAAUUUUAAACAGUGAAUUUUAGAAAAAUAAGCAUUUUUUUAGAUUAGACUCUGUUGUCAUGGAUUCAGCAGUUGCAUGAUUUCUUUCUAUUUUUUAAUUUUAAUCUUAGAAUCUGAGAAGUAUGUCUUCCCUUCGAUGUCUUUACACCUUGAAACUUUGUAAAAAUGAGUAUUUCUUGCCAUUCGUCAGCGUAUUUAUUACCAUGUUUAAGAUAGAGAUUGGAGAGCACACUAUAACUACAAAGUUUAGGUAAUUAUGAGAUUAGCUUGAUCCAUAAGUUUAUCAGAUAGAUGUGACCGACAGAACGGGCUCUCCCAUCUCUAGUGCCAUUUGUUCCAAAUUAGAACAUUUCCGAGGCUGCCGUUACAGACCUUUACUUCCUUAAAUUAUGUUUUAAAAUGAAAAAAAAGUUAUCAAAUGUUCAUUUUAAAGUGUCCUUUUUUAUAGGAACUGCUUUAAAGCCAUGGUACAACUUGGAAUACUUAAAAAAAAAAAAAAAAGUGGCGUUAAGUUUGAAAUGUGCCACGUUUUCUUCCAGUGUGUUUUCGAUUUGGUACCUAACUACCGUACAUUUUUUUUUAAACUUUUCUCUUUAAAGCUCCUUUUUUCCAUCUGUAUGCUAAAACCACAAUCCAGACCUCUAGAAUCUCUGGUCCAAACGUCAGUCCUGUAGCAACUAGCAUGAUGUAACUUUUUCUCAUAAAUUUCACUGAUAAGAUUAACAAUUUUCAGGUGAACAGGAAUUAGGCCUCUUUUAGAAAACUCUGGGAAAGAAAAUAAACAAGUUGCUUCAU